Molecule: messenger RNA, 4746 nt
Organism: Leptopilina boulardi
Lineage: Eukaryota; Metazoa; Arthropoda; Insecta; Hymenoptera; Figitidae
Product: general transcriptional corepressor trfA-like
Exons: 10
Coding region: 616-3042 (808 amino acids)
Source: RefSeq, a predicted model, not a curated record
UUGAAAAAAUAAAUCUUUUUUAUCGACUGAGACUAUUUACAAGUGUCUUCAAAUUAUAACAGGUGGAAGCACAAUAUUAAAGUUGCAUUUGUGUUUAUAACAAAAUCUCAAAUAUUUAAAAAAUGCAAAUUUUAUUUUUUAAAAAUUUGAAUUUUUUAAACUUUACGAUCAAAUAUUUUAUAUAGAUAAUACAUUACUUAUGUAAAUAUCUAAAUGUAUCAUAUUUUAUAAUACAGUUUAAGGUAAAAUUAAAAUAAAAUCCUAUUAUUUUCAAUGCAAUUAUAUGAAUGCUCUGUAAAAUUUUUGCAAGAUUGCGAAUUAAUGUGCAAAGCUUUUUUACUUGGAUUAUUUUUUAUCGAAUUUUUUACUAAAACAUCUAUGUAAUAUUUAAAAAAUAAGUUAUUAUAUAUAUUUUUUUCAAAAAUUCUCUGAUGGAAAAAAAGAAAUCACUGCACCUGACUCACCUGGGCGACACAUAUAGCGUUAUAUUAUAUUGUACAUGGAGGCUGUGGAUAGAAAGCUAAAGGAGCGCCUUUUAGUUUAGUAUGUGAUCGUUGCUAGUGAUAAUCGAUCUUCGUGUCGAAUGUGUCUUUUGGAUUCAGGUCAUUUGACCUGAUGCUCAACACACUAUGGAUCAUUAUAAACAGAUAUUUGUCUAAUUAUAAGAAUAUUCGUUGGACUUGGAAGAAAAAGGAAAAAACAACUAUUAAUUAUAUAAAUAUAUAUAUAAUGGGACAAGCAUGGUGUAAAGCAAAAGCUGCUCAAGAUCCAAAAUCACCUUUUGACAGAAUUUUGGUUCGAUGUGCUCACCGGAUAUAUCCUGGCCUGAAGGAAGAGUGUUCAGUAUUGGGUGCUACCCAAAGGGUCACAAGUUCGGAAAUAGGUUAUGCAAGAGGUUGCAGCGUAGAUUCAACGGAUAAACCUUUUCACCCUAGCGAAUGGGUUGACGUUAAUCUUGAAGUAUCCAACACUAUUCUCUAUUCAAAUUCAAAUUUGACAAAAAAUAUAAUAACACCAAUACCUCCACCAAGAAAAAGAAAAAAAAUCAGAGGUCGACCAUUACCACCAAAACCAGAUGAUAUCAUUGAAAAUCAUCGUCCAAUAAAAUGUCUCUCAACAAAUUCAGAACCUUUGUAUUCUUCAGUAAAAACACAAAAUUUCAAAACUACUUAUACUCAUCUUGAACCAACUGAAAAUAAUUUAAAGGAAAAAAAUUCACACUCCUUUGAAGAUUUACAAAAAUUAAAAGAAUCGUACGAUCAUGAGCAGGUGAAUAGCACAAAGGAGUUAAUUCCAAACGACGUAGUUGUGUCCGAAGAAGAAAGAAGCUUUAUCGAUAAUCGAAACGUCAGGAGGCGAAGUAAACUUCAAGAGGAGGAGGAGGAGAAGCAGGAAUAUGAUGAGAGAUUCUUGAGUAGUCAAUCGAUUCAAAACUUUUCAACUACAAAUCAUUUCAACAAGGAUCACAAGGAUAUAGUAAAUAAUCUGGACGUAUACAAUGAAAGAUCAAAGAAUAAUAGUACAAUCAGUUUACCAAAUUAUAAUGAACUCCAAGUCACUAGGGAGAGUUAUAAUGAUAAUAAAAACAACUCAGAAAAUGAGAAACAAGUAUCAUCUGAAAGACUUUUGAGAAAAUCAAUAGCAAGCUCAUUACCACCUGAAACAUUUAUAUUUAAUCCGAAGAUUACAAAUGAAAAAUUUGAGGAUAUUGUAUGGCAAGCAGACUUUCAAGAUGUCCAAAUCAAUAAAUUUGAGAAUGAUAAAUUUAUGAAUUUGAAUAAAAUUCAAUCGGAGGAUGCAAAUAAUCAAGAAAGAAUGGAAAAAUCCCCUUCAAAGAUAAAUAUUUCUCCUAAUUAUGGAAGCUUAAAUUCCUUGGAGACUUCGAUAUCUGAACAAAUAAAAGCCUCAACUCCAAUCAAAACAGUCAAUGAUGAUAUAUCAAAAAAAUUGGAAAAUUCUAGAUUGCUUGAUUCAACUGAAAGUAGUCACAGAGAGAAAAAUAAAGUUGAAGAUGACUCGAGAAAUUCUUUCUUCUCGCCUGACACAUCAAAUUUGUACAGUCAAGUUUUUUACGAGGUUAAAGAUACUUUAGCAGAUGAUAGUAAAUUUUCUCAAGAAGAAAUCAGAAAUUCAGAAAUUUUGAAACAAAACGAAAGAGAGGAAAAGGAGCUUGUACUUGAUUCGGAAAUUCAUAGAACCAUUUCUGAAGAGUCGUUACCAAUAGAAAUGCUUGAAGCUGUCGACAGUGAUUUAGAUAAAGCAGAUGAUGAUGAUUUUUUCGAACGAAAAACAACUAAGGAUGUACAAAACAGAUUAAUGAAAAAUUUCGUUUCAACUGAAGACAAAAAUAGUAAAGAAAUCAUAAACACACCACCAUCGAGUCCUGUAACUAAAAUCAAAGCCGAUGUUGUUGAUAAUGAUCAUUCAGCAUUAUUAAAAGUACUUCAAGAAGAAGCUAGUCUUUUAGAACUUGAAAUUGCACUUUCAGAUAUGCUCGAGAAAAAAAAUGAUGAACAAGAUGAAGAACAAACAGAUUCAUUAGAAAUAAUAACAAUAAAAAAUGAUGAUGUGACAAAAUCAGAGGAAAAAUUAAUAGAACCUGUAGACAAAGAAAAAAUAUUUAUUGACAAAUUAAAACAUAAAGAUGAAAAUAAAUUGCAAAAUAUGGAAAAUAGUAACAAAUCAUCUAAAGAUAGAGUUAAAAUUGUUGCAGUGGAAUUAAAAAAUAAUAAUACUUUAGAAAAGAAGAAAGAAAUUUUACAUGAUUUGUCAAAAAAUAAUGUUAACAAUAUUUUGAAUAAUGCAUUAGAUUCCAAGGCGUAUGAGAUGGAAAAUAGUCAUGGGGACGAGGCACCUGAGAAACCAAGUAGAAUGCAUCGAAUAAACGUAACGAAUAAUUCAGUUGAAAAUUAUGAUGAUAAUGUGCCAACACCACCGCGAAGAAGACAUCGAAGUGGCUCGAGUAUUCUUAAGGAAAAUGUUUGUCGACCAACAAUAAAAAGUAAAAAUGAAGAUCCUUAUAUCAAUGACAGACUUAUAUAGAAGAAAAACAAAACAUGUUUUAAUCAUUUCCUAAGCUUUUGCACAAUUUCCACGGUUUGCUUCAUACAUAAAAAUCGCUGAUUCUUAUUGUCUUGAUUUCUUUUUUUGAUAUAUGUACAAUACUGCCGUACGAAGUAAAAACUUAGUUAACUCAUAUUUUGGCGAAAAAUGAGUUUUUGGUAUCAAUGGAUUCGUAAUAAAAAAACGCGUCUGAUGGUAUUAUUAAAAAAUUUUUAUUUAAUUAUUUAUUGCAAAAAAAUAAUUAUAAAAAAUUGUCGAAAACCCAGAAAAUGAAGAAAUACUACAUAAAAAGUAUGCUAACUCGAGUUAAGGAGUCCGAAAGUCGUAGCUCGAGCAUGAUAUAAGAAACAAAAACUCAGUCAACUCGAGUUGAGUAUUUUUGCUGUCAAAAACGUAGUCGAAUUUCAUGCAUAGUUUCGAAACGAAAACCUUAACUCGAGUUAAGUGAGUAUUUAUUUCGAAAAGUGGCGUGAGCUAGACCCUGUGUUUCGAAAGCAAACUCCUCAACUCAACAUCGUUUAACUUCGGUUUCUCGUCGGGUUGGUUCGGAAUCUCGCGUGCUAUGAUCAUGCCGGUUUGUUAUUCUUGCAAAUAAUGCACCGGCUUUUUAGAAAAAGUUUACUUUAGAAAAAAAUAAAUAAGUGAAUAAGUGAAAAAAAAAACGAAAAAAAUACAAAAUUUUCUUUGAUUUUUUUUACUUUUAAAAAGUUUAAUUAAUAGUUUUUUACUGUUGAUUAUUAUAUAAAGACUGUUGUAGUAAUUAUAAACAGCUGUUGUAAGUUAUUUGAAUAUUAUAAGCAAAUAUAAUCAAUGUUUUUCCACUAAUAACGCCGUUUUUUCAUACAAUCCUUCUACACAUUUUUAAUUGUAAUAAAUUUUAUACUGAAACAUGUUGAUUAAAAUUUAAUUUUUAAAAAAAUAUUAAUAAAUAAUAAAAUAAUAAAAAAAUAUAUAAAUUAAAUAUAAUAAAAAUAAUCUUUGUUAAUCACAAUCAGAAUAAAAUUUAACUCAAAAACAAAUUUUUUAUAAUGUGUAUUUAUUCCCCCACCUCGCGUGCUAGCUUGAGUUAGGUGAGUUUUUACUUCUGAGCGGCGGCUCGAACUCGCCUACCUUUUCGGAAAGCACUCCUUAACUCGAGUUAACUAAGUUUUGCUUGUGUAAAAAAACACUUAUCUCAAUUAUUUAAUAUAAUUUGUUUAAAUAAUCAAUUUUUGACAACGGAUUUAGAAAGAACUCUAUUUAUUUACCUAGAAAGUGAAGUUAGAUUAAAGAAUUAUUUAUAUUAUAUUAGGUUUUUUAAGACAAACAGUCUUUCAUCAUUUUCUCGGUUUCACGAAAAUAUGAGUUAAGUAAGUUUUUAUUUCGUACGGCAGAAUAUGUGUAAUAUAAUAAAGUGUAAUAUAAAAUUAAUUAAGAAAUUACAUACAUAUAAAUAUGUGAAUGGGUGAUGAUCUUGUGUAAUUUAAUUUAUUCCAUUUAUCAUAAUUUUAUCCGUAAGUAAUUAUAAUCGCAUAUCUGUAAACUUUAAUCUAAAAUAAAAUAUUUAAAAAAAAACAUUCUUAUUAUAAAACAAUAAAUCUAAUAAUAAAAUUUUUAAAAAUAUAGCUUUGGUGAUGCUGCAUCGAGCAAUAAAAUUAAUCUUCUCUCGAGCCAGGAAGAUGGAGAAUAGAAAAAGAAAAGAAA